AUGGUUGCUCAAGUUCAAAAGCCAGCUCCAGCAUUCACGAAGACUGCCGUCAUUGACGGUGUAUUUGACGAAGUCUCUUUGGAAAAAUAUAAGGGUAAAUGGGUUGUCCUAGCCUUUAUUCCAAUGGCAUUCACUUUCGUCUGCCCCACAGAAAUUAUUGCUUUCUCUGAAGCCGCCAAGAAAUUCCACGACCUAGACACUGAGGUUCUAUUCGCUUCUACCGAUUCCGAGUUCACCUUGUUAGCAUGGACUAACGUUGCCAGAAAGGACGGUGGUUUGGGUGCUGUCAACAUCCCAUUGGUUGCUGACACCAACCACUCUUUGUCCAAGGACUACGGUGUUUUGAUCGAAGACGCCGGUAUUGCUUUGAGAGGUUUGUUCAUCAUUGAUCCUAAGGGUAUCAUCAGACACAUCACCAUCAACGAUCUUCCAGUCGGUAGAAAUGUCGACGAAGCUUUGAGAUUGGUUGAGGGUUUCCAAUGGACCGAGAAGAACGGCACUGUUUUGCCAUGUAACUGGACUCCAGGUGCUGCUACCAUCAAGCCAGAUGUUGAGGGUUCCAAGGAGUACUUUGCCAGCACAGAGUAA
Eremothecium sinecaudum is the source of this 588-nucleotide messenger RNA. RefSeq names its product peroxiredoxin. The transcript has a single exon. Gene Ontology annotation, biological process: cell redox homeostasis; cellular response to stress; hydrogen peroxide catabolic process. The record is from RefSeq and is a predicted model, not a curated record. Gene Ontology annotation, molecular function: thioredoxin peroxidase activity. Lineage: Eukaryota; Fungi; Ascomycota; Saccharomycetes; Saccharomycetales; Saccharomycetaceae. Bases 1 to 588 code for a protein of 195 amino acids. Gene Ontology annotation, cellular component: cytosol.